Molecule: messenger RNA, 1605 nt
Organism: Penicillium lagena
Lineage: Eukaryota; Fungi; Ascomycota; Eurotiomycetes; Eurotiales; Aspergillaceae
Product: cytochrome P450
Exons: 3
Coding region: 1-1605 (534 amino acids)
Molecular function (GO): iron ion binding; monooxygenase activity; oxidoreductase activity, acting on paired donors, with incorporation or reduction of molecular oxygen
Source: RefSeq, a predicted model, not a curated record
AUGGUGUUGGUUUCUCUUGAUAUCUCCGCAACGCCCUAUGUUGUCCUGGCUGCUGGAGCUGUAGCUAUUGUCUUCACCAUUCUGAAGAUUGCACAAUUUGUUCACGAGUGGAAGUACGCGCGCGAUAAUGGCUGCCAACCGCCAAUUCACACUGUCGUUCGCGGCCCGUUAGGACUCGGUUUGGUCACGGAUAUGCUUGCCGCGGCUCGCGAAAAUCGCAUCCUCGAACUUGUUCACGGCUGGCAUCGAGAAUUCGGUACUACAUUUAAGGCAAAGAUGGUCGCUCGAACCAUCGUCUUCACGGUUGAACCCAAGAACGUCCAGACCGUUUUAGCGCUCAAAUUCAAAGACUUUGAGCUGGGCGAGCUACGGAAUAGGGCAUUUCGUCCUCUCCUUGGAUCCGGUAUUUUCUCCACGGAUGGUAGUAAAUGGGAGCAUUCUCGAGGCCUCCUCCGUCCAAACUUUACUCGCAACCAGAUCACCGACAUCAAUGUCUACGAGACACACGUCGCCGCUCUCAUAAAACGGAUACCUUGCGACGGAUCCACCUUCGAUCUGCAGGAUCUCUUUUUCCGCAUGGUGAUUGCUUCUUUGACACUUCUUUUCUCUCGUAUUUGGCUGACCCAUGGCAAGACCCUUGAUUCGGCUACAGAAUUCCUGUUCGGGGAAUCCGUCCACUCGCUCAACGAUGGGACCUCCACCUCAGCCUCAUCCUUUGCUACGGACUUCAACACUGCACAAGAAGGAUUGGCUUUCCGCACUCGACUUGGUCCCCUCAUGCUCUUCCACCGAGACCGGAAAUUCUCCAAAGCCGUGGUCGACGCACGCGCCUACGUCGACAGGUUUGUGCAGAAGGCGAUUAACUAUCGAGUCUCACUGGAUAGUGGUGAAAAGGUUCCAGAGGAUGCUCGCAAGCUCAACGAGCAGCAAUACGUAUUUCUGUACGAACUGUCCAAGCGAACUCGAGACAAAGCAGAGCUCACAGACCAGCUGUUGAGUAUCCUGCUAGCUGGUCGCGACACAACGGCAAGCUUGUUGAGCAUUACCUUCUUUACGAUGGCUAGACGACCUGAGAUCUGGAAAAAGCUGCGGGAAGAAGUAUUGACCCUAGGGGGCCGGAAACCAUCUUUUGAAGAUCUGAAAUCCAUGACCUACCUGUCGUGGGUUCUGAACGAAACUCUUCGAUUUUACCCUAUUGUACCUAUGAAUGCGCGCAUGGCCAACAAAGACACCUACCUCCCUGUCGGCGGGGGUCCUGACGGAAAAUCCCCUCUCUACAUUGCCAAAGGCCACGAGGUGAUGUACAGUGUACACACUAUGCACCGUCUUCCUGAGCACUUUGGUCCCGAUGCAGAUGAGUACCGACCGGAGAGGUGGGAGACGUUGAGGCCUGGUUGGGCGUACCUCCCAUUCAAUGGAGGUCCUCGCAUCUGCAUUGGGCAACAGUUCGCCCUGACUGAGGCUGGAUACACUACGGUCAGACUCAUGCAACACUUCGAGACAAUUGAGAACCGGGACCCGAAGCCGUUUGAAGAAGGAUUGACUCUGACAAUGGCAAGUUUUAACGGCACAAAGGUCGCUAUGACGCUUUCCAAAGGCUCUUGA